AUGCAGUUUACAGAGAACGAGUACGCGUUGUCUGUCGGCGUUGAGGACCUGAGGUGGAUUAGAAGAGUUGAGGAAAUGGUUGAGGAUAGUCGAAGUCAUAGGAUUAGAGCAAGGUUCUAUUUAAAUUCAAUUGAAAUUGUUAAAUCAGUUAUUGGAAAAUGAAUUGACCCGAAAUUCCGCCGUUGUCCGCCACUGGGGUUUAUACAGUCUUAAGCCCGUUUUCCACUCACGUAUUUCGCCGCUGCUGGCGAAAAAUUUCGUCACCGAAAAAGUUCAUUUAUUGUUCUUUCGCGCCGUCAACGAAAGGUGAAACAGAAGUUGAAAAUUUUAAGCAACUGUAGCAGGAGAACAAAUUUCUUCAGCGGCAAAUGCUGAAUGUAAAAAAAUUAUUUCUUUGUCAAAAUUUUUCGCCAGCGGCGGCGAAAUAACGGAGUGGAAAAUGGGCAUAACAGAUCAGGGCCUGUUCAUAUGGGCAAAAGUUAUCCCGGUUAACGAGAGAACUUUUCGACUAGCCAAAUACUUUUGUUCUGUUCAUAUGGAGAAAUAUUAUCCCGCUUACCGGGAAAAGUUUCCGGCUGUGACGUAGCACUGAACAUCAAUUGAAUUGAAAAGUUGCUGACACGACAAAAAGUUAUCCCGCUAAGCGGGAAAGUUGUGUUCAUAUGGGGAAAACAUUAUCCCGGUCACCGAGAUCUCGCCUGUCAACAAUCGAGAUCUCGGUACACGGGAAAACUUUUCGUCUCAUAUGAACGCAAUGUAACUUUUCAUAUUAUUUUCGUAACAAGGCGAGAUCUCGCUCGUAAACUUGUCGAAAAGUUUUCUCGCUAACCGGGAUAACACAUCUGCUUUUGGUGAUCGUACUUGCUGGUGACAUUGCUACUAACCCAGGUCCAAACAAUCAACAUCUACGUUGUCUUUCAUUCAAUGCGCAGAGUAUUCGAAGUACUAGAAAGUUACCUGACGGAUCAUACACUAGCAAUUUAAAAUCCUUUCAAGACCUGGUUUACGCUGAGGAACUCGAUUUAAUUUUUGUGACAGAAUCAUGGCUCAAUGAUAACUUUUCGGACAAAGAGAUUCUUCCCAAAGGUUACAACAUCGUAAGGAAAGAUCAGUCAGCUAACCAACGCGGAGGUGGCGUCUUCAUAGCACUGCGUGUUGACGUCCCUUACACCAGAAUUACUGCUGGAAGGAAUGGUCCAAACUGGUCAGAUCGCCUAGAGAUCGUCGCUAUCGAACUCGAUAUGUCUACCUGUAAGAAAUGUCUUCCGUGUGUCUGUUACCGACCGCCUAGUUGUGAUAGUCACGAAUGGCUAGCGUUGUUCACGGCAUUUCUUGAAACAACGGCAAAUUACGAAAAGGUCCUAAUCACCGGUGAUUUCAAUUUUCCUGACCUCACUUGGAACUCAACUCUUCCACCGAAAUCGUCACAUAUGAAUCCAUCUACUGGAUCUGCAGAUUUCAAAGAAUUAAGUCUAGAUUUCUUCCUACACCAAGUCAACAUUUAUCCCACCCGACAGAACCACAUUCUAGAUCUCAUCCUAACAUCCGCUUCCGAGAAUAUCGGUAACCUCUCGUGCAUUCCACCUUCAACUAUAGGCAUCUCUACUGAUCACCAUCUGUUGUUCUUUGACCUUCUACUUUACGUCAAGUCGACCGGAUGCGACAGAAGAACUGUGUUUGACUUUCAACAUGCUGACUGGAACGCUUUGCACGAGACUCUGAGCCAUCUUGAUCUUGCUCCGGGUGAUUCCACUAAUAUCGAUGCUGACUGGACGAAAUGGAAAGAUUUGUUUCUUGGUGCUGCUGCCAAACAUAUCCCGCAAAAAAACUUCAAAAGACGUACCACACCUUUGUGGAUCGACGGCGAAGUUAAACAUCUUCUUCAAAAGAAAGACACUUGCAGAAGAGCGGCCAAACAGAAAUCGUGCUCCAGCCUCUGGGAAAAGUAUCGGGAGUUGCGACGUAAAACAAAGUCCAUCAUCUACGCGAAACGCAAGAAAUUCCUUGAAUCUCUCCCAGCCUUACUGAGAUCGAGUACAAAGAAGUUUUGGUCAAUUUUCAAGUCCGUUUCCAAGCACUCGAACAUUCCCAACAAAAUGUCAUGGUCUCAUCCUGACGACGUAACAAGCUCAGCCAAGAACCCAGCGGAUAUUGCCAACUUACUCAACCACUACUUCUAUUCCGUUUUCAAACCUUCUGAUGACGAAACGUCCUUUCCAAACUCUAGUGACUCGAACUCUGAUACUUCAGAAUGUACCAUCUCCAGCAUCACCUUAACACCCGAGGAAGUUUACCACGUUCUUGCUGUUCUCGAUGAAAACAAAGCGACUGGCCCUGACAAAAUACCAGCGAAACUCCUCAAAAACUGUGCGUCCAGUAUUUAUUUAUCGCUAUGUGAUCUCUUCAACAAGAGUUUAUCUCUGGGUAAACUUCCAAAUGAGUGGAAACUCUCCAAUAUUGUUCCAAUCCCAAAGAAAGGUCCAGCUGAAGAUGUAUCAAACUAUCGACCAAUAUCUCUGUUGUCCCUGGUCUCCAAAGUCUUCGAACGUUGCGUCUACAACCAACUCGUAUCACACAUUUCCACUCAACUCCACCAUCUACAAUUCGGUUUCCUCAGAGGCAAGUCAACCACCUCACAGCUUCUGCACGUUCUCCAGGAUAUUCACCAAGCGUUGGAGAGUCGAAACCAAGUCGACGCUGUGUAUUUGGACUUUGCAAAAGCGUUUGACAAGGUUAGUCAUAAGCUUUUGUUGACUAAACUUCACAAGUUUGGAAUAAGAGGUGACCUACUAAGUUGGUUUGAAAAUUAUCUCUCCGGCCGCUACCAAAGAGUCACUGUUCUGGGUGAGACCUCGGGUACACUCCCUGUACUGUCUGGAGUUCCUCAGGGAUCAAUCUUGGGGCCCCUCCUUUUCCUAGUAUAUGUGAACGAUCUUCCACAUUCCAUCUCGGGCGAAUCAACUGUGGCAAUGUUUGCCGAUGAUACCAAGUGCUACCGUCCGGUGAAAGAUUUACCCGAUUGCGAAAGUCUGCAGAAUGAUCUCAAUAAUCUCGUGAACUGGUGUACUAUCUGGAAGAUGGACUUAAAUAAGUCUAAAUGCGGAGUAAUGAGCUUCACAAGAAGUCGCCAACCAGUCACAACAAAUUAUAAACUACUGGAUAGUUCUCUGAAGCAACUAUGUCAUCAAAAAGACCUUGGGAUUGUUGUCACAAAAGAUCUCAAGUGGACGAAACAGGUUGAAGAAAUAACAUCAAAAGCGAGCUCAAUGCUAGGCUUCAUUCGUCGAACAGCCUCCGACACGCAUAACAUCCACGUGCGAAAGGUGUUGUACCUGUCCUUAGUGCGCAGCAAGUUAGGAUAUGCCAGCCAGGUGUGGGCACCUCAAACUGUCAGCGACAUACUGUCAAUAGAACGGGUUCAACGUCGCGCGACCAAAUUCAUCCUUUCCCUUCCUUACAGAACAGCCACAACAUACAGGGAACGACUACUGGUUAUCGGUAUUCUCCCAGUCUGCUAUUGGCACGAAUUUCUAGACUUAGUUUUUCUUUACAAGAGUAUUCUAAGCAACGAUGUCAAUGUGUCAAUACGAACAACCACCCGGACGACUAGAAACGCUGACCCUGUCAAUGGUAUUCUUCUUAAUGUAUCUCGAUGCAGGACAGUUAGCUACAAGAACAAUUUCUAUGUGAGAGCGCCUAGCGUAUGGAACAUUCUCCCUAGCAAUAUUCGUGACACUUCAAGAUCAUUAGCUUACUUUAAAAUCUCUUUAUUCAAUUACUACUUAAACCUUUUAGAACAAAUAUACAACCCGGACAAUCCUAGAACAUUUAAGUCCGUGUGCGUCAAAUGCCACUCAACUCGGUCUCUUGAUAGUUUAUUAG
This is a messenger RNA of Paramuricea clavata, 3882 nucleotides long. Lineage: Eukaryota; Metazoa; Cnidaria; Anthozoa; Malacalcyonacea; Plexauridae. The record is from the annotation of a GenBank genome assembly.